UUGGUGAGUUCGGUGGGACUUGCGCACAGCGUCUCUCCGUCUCUCCACAGAGCUUGCCAUGGAAAGGGGGUCUCUUCUUCGUGGCCGUCUGGGCUUCGUUGCAGUGACGGUUGUCCUUUUGGAGGAUGCGAACUAUUGAUUAGUUGUUUCUUGCGGUGGAUGCAACUGUAUUAUUCACUCUUUUUUUUCUAGCAUGUGCCAACUGGGGACAAUGCUAGUCCUAAAAGCCAGAAGACUGGCCAUAUUUCUUGUAUUUUCUGCAAAAGCUCAGGGCUCUUUCUCUCCAUCCAAUGCAACAUCGGGAGGUGUGCAUAGAGAGGGUUAUUGCUCUAUGUAUGGUAUUUGUGCACAACGCAGUGAUGGGAAGUUUUUGAAUUGUGCUAGUGGCAGCCUUUCUACCAAGCCAGAUGAUUUGCUCUCUUCUAAGAUCCAGAGUUUAUGCCCUACAAUCACCGGCAAUGUCUGCUGCAGUGCAGCUCAAUUUGAGACAUUGCGUGAUCAAGUCCAGCAAGCAGUUCCUUUACUUGUAGGGUGCCCGGCAUGCUUGAGGAACUUUUUAAAUCUUUUCUGCGAACUCUCCUGCUCUCCAAAUCAGAGUUUAUUUAUAAAUGUGACUUCUACUAAACAGGUAAAUAAUACCAUGACUGUUAAUGGAAUUGAUUAUUUCAUAACAAAUACCUAUGGGGAAAAGUUUUAUAACUCUUGCAAAGAUGUAAAAUUUGGUAGCAUGAAUACUCGAGUAAUGGAUUUUAUUGGCGCUAGUGCUCAAAAUUUCAGAGAUUUUUUAGCUUUUCUUGGGAGGCAAGCAGCAUUGAAUACACCAGGGUCACCGUACAAAAUUGACUUUCAAACCAAUGCUCCUUUAUCAUCUGGGAUGAAGCCCAUUAACUCAAGUGUCUAUUCUUGUGGUGAUUCCUUGUUGGGCUGUUCUUGUGGUGAUUGCUCUUCUUCAUCUACAUGCUCUGAUUCUGCACCUCUAGAUCUACUUGAGAAAGAUUCAUGCAAAGUUGCAAUGGGUUCUGCAAGCGUGAAAUGUGUAGAUUUCUCUUUAGCCGUUCUGUACAUUACAGCCAUUUCUGCAUUGUUGCUAUGGGGGUUCUUGUUUAGGAAAAGAGAAAGAGGACCCGUUUCUGAACCAGAACCCUUUUGUAAGGACAGUGGUGAUAAUGAGCUUCUUUCUGGGUACAAGCAGCAAAACACUAACCCACCUAUGCAUAUGUCAAAAUGGUCUAUUUUGUUGAAAGUUCUUCAACCUGCCAUUGUUCAGGAUUUUAUGGCCAGAAUUUUCAGGAAAUAUGGAGCAUUUGUUUCCAGAAAGCCAACUCUUGUUCUGUCUUUAUCACUAGCUGUUCCAAUUCUUCUUUGUAUAGGUCUUAUCCGUUUUAGAGUGGAGACAAAACCCGAAAAGGUACUCAAUCUAACUUGAUUAGCAAUCCGGAAG
Molecule: messenger RNA, 1441 nt
Organism: Dendrobium catenatum
Lineage: Eukaryota; Viridiplantae; Streptophyta; Magnoliopsida; Asparagales; Orchidaceae
Product: NPC intracellular cholesterol transporter 1-related protein 1-like
Exons: 11
Coding region: 194-1426 (410 amino acids)
Source: RefSeq, a predicted model, not a curated record